Molecule: messenger RNA, 3260 nt
Organism: Aureococcus anophagefferens
Lineage: Eukaryota; Pelagophyceae; Pelagomonadales; Pelagomonadaceae
Exons: 1
Coding region: 87-3260 (1057 amino acids)
Source: RefSeq, a predicted model, not a curated record
GCCCCGCGGGCGAAUUCUCGGACAAGCCCUUCAGCACGGCCUGCGAAGCGUGCGCGCCGGGCCGUCGACAGCCCGCGGCCGGGCAAAUGCAGUGCGAGCGCUGCCCGGCGUCGACGUAUCAGCCGCAGAGCGGCCAGCUUGGCUGCGACCGCUGCUCGUCCUUCCAGCUCGGGCGCACGUCCCGUCAGGGCUCGACGACCUGCGACUUCUGCGAAGAGGGCCUCUACCUCGCGGACGACGACACCGCGGUCGACGGCUCGAGGUGCGUCUCCUGCCCCGAUCACGCGACCUGCGCCGAGGGAACCACCAUCGAAACGAUCGCGGUGCACGACGGCUGCUGGCGGACGACGCCCGGCUCGUCGAAGGUCAGGAAGUGCUUCCGCGAGGACGCCUGCGUCGGCGGAGCGGGAAACGCUUCGCGAUGCGCGGACGGCUACUACAAGACGCUAUGCGCAGCCUGCGAGCGCGAUUUUUACCGCGACAUGUCCACUGGCCAGUGCCACGCCUGCGACGCCGCGGCAGCAAGGAGGUUCCGCCACUUUUUCGGAUUUCACGUGUUGCUCCUCGUCCUCUUCCUCACGUCGCCGUUCCUGGUGAUGCACGCGGUACGCAAGGCAGUCCGCAGAGCCGCCUCGAGGCAGCUGCCAGCGGCUUCGUCGCCGAAGAGCCCGAGCAAAGUCAGCAAGAUCGCUCCGCUCUACACGGACCUGGACGACGUCGCCGCGGCCGAGCCCGAUCCCGAGCCCGAGCCGGCGCCGGGCGAGUACGAUAGCGACGACCACACGACGAUGACCCUGCCCCCCGACGGCGCUGUCACCGACGCCUUCGAGCACGAGGCGCCCGGCGGGGGCGCGUUCUGCGAGCACGCGACGAUGACCCUGCCCCCCGACGGCGCCGUCACCGGCGCCUUCGAGCACGAGGCGCCCGGCGGGGGCGCGUUCCACGAGCACGCGACGAUGACCGCGCCCCCUGACGGCGCCGUCGCCGGCGCCUUCGAGCACGAGGCGCCCGGCGAGUACGAUAGCGACGACCACACGACGAUGACCCUGCCCCCCGACGGCGCUGUCACCGGCGCCUUCGAGCACGAGGCGCCCGGCGGGGGCGCGUUCUGCGAGCACGCGACGAUGACCGCGCCCCCCGACGGCGCCGUCACCGGCGCCUUCGAGCACGAGGCGCCCGGCGAGUACGAUAGCGACGAUCACACGACGAUGACCCUUCCGCCCGACGGCGCCGUCACCGGCGCCUUCGAGCACGAGGCGCCCGGCGGGGGCGCGUUCUACGACGACGACGGCGACGGCGCGGCGGCCGAGGCGCCCCUUCCGGGGACCGAGCGCGCGACGACGCCUCGGGAUGUCCACGCGCCCCAAGCCGAACCCACGUUGGCGGAGCUGAAUCGCCGCGUCGGCCCCUACGACUCGGAGGAGGAGCCGCCGCCCGUGGGACCGCCGAAGACGCCGCGGGCGAGGCCCGCCGUCGCCUGCGUGCGAUCCGUCCCGGAGAGCGUCGGCGACGAGGCCAUCGUCGAGGCCGCGUCCGUCGCGACGGGGUCGACCUUCCAGCAGAUCCGCCGCACGAAGCGCGACGCCUUCGUCUAUCUCGUCGUCGCGGGCGACGACCUCGCGGACGCGUUCCGCAUCGGCGACGCGACGUACGCGGUCACCUGGAGCCUCGAGGGCGAGGCGAGCUCCGCGGCGGACCGCGCGGACCGCAUCCUGGAGCCGGUGCGAGAGAGUCUCGAGGCGUCUAUCGCCGACGCGCUCGAGAAGUCGUGGGGCAUGGACCGCUUCUUCGAGCGGUUCGUCGCCGCCCUCGAGCUCAAGCUCGCCGACGUGCCGGACUUGGCCGAUCUGCGGCUGGUCUUCGAGAUCCUCGACGGCAUGCCGACGCUCGCGUCUCUGAGGCUCGAUCUCGUCCUCGACGCCGUUCGUUCCGCGUUCCCGAGCCUCGAGCCGCCGCAGCUCGACGGGCUCCUCGAGGUCCUCCGCGAGGUCCUGCCGAAUCUCCCGGAGAUCGUCGACCUCGACGCGCUCCUCGCCGCCGUCCGCGCGGCUUUCCCGUCUCUGAAGCCGCCGCGCUUGCUGGACCUGCUCACCAUCCUCGACGUCAAAUACCCCUCGUUUGAGCGCUUCGACUCCGACGCCAUCGUCUCUGCCAUCGAGGAGGCGAUCAUGGCCAAAGUCAAGAUCCUCGUCGUUUUCCUCCAGACGAUGUCGUACCUCCCAGACAUCUACUAUCACGUGUACUGGCCCGAUCAGCUGACGCGAGUCCUUAGCCUGUUCAAUCCGCUGAACCUCGACCUCUUCUCGUUGAUCCACCUGGAAUGUAUGGUCAAGAAGCUUUCGUUUUACGACCGGCUGUUGGCCGUGACGAUCGGACCAGUCCUCGCGUCGGCGGCUCUCGGAACCGUCGCCGUGGUUUCGAAGACCAGGUCUGCCAAGUGCAUAGACCUCUUCCUCAAACUUUGUUUCUUCGUCUUCAGCUCCACGUCGACGUCGAUAUUCCAGGCGUUCGCCUGCGACGACUCCUUCGACGACGGGCGCAGCUUGCUCGCGUGCGACUACUCGAUUUCCUGCAAGACGUCCAAAUUUAGGGCCUUCAGUGCCUACGCGAUCAUGUGCGUCUUCGUCUACCCCAUCGGUAUCGUGGCUCUGUUCACGACGCUGGUGGUCGCGCGCCGCCGCGCGAUCGACCCCCCGCUCGGCGACGACGGCGCGCGGCGCGUCCGCCUCGAAGAGACAGAGACCGUCGAGCGGUGCGGCCGCGCGUCCCUCGCGGAGCAGAGCAAGAACGCGCAGCGCCGCGCGGGCGACGACUCCACGCUGAAGAGCAUCGGCUUCCUCUGGAUGCACUACCUGCCGAUGUUCUGGUGGUUCGAAAUAACGGAGAGCGUCCGCCGCCUCCUCGUCACGGCCGUCGCGGUGACCGUCCAGCCCGGCUCCUCGACGCAGCUCGCCUACGGCCUCUUGACCGCGGUCCUAUCGCUCGCGCUCUAUUCGAUCGCUCGGCCCUUUUCGAACCACCUCGACAACGCUCUCGCGAUCGUCGCUUCCAUGGUGCUCGUGCUCGCCACGUUUUCCGGCCUCUUGAUCUCGGCCGAGGUGACCAAGGACGAGAGCUGGUCCGUGGUCGGAGUCGGCGCGGUCCUCGCGGGCCUCACGGUCGCGGUUGUCGUCCUGAGCGUCGCCCUGGUGCUCCUUCAGGCCAAGGCUUUACUCCAGAAGCUCGUCGCCACGAAGGAGCGCUACUGCGCGCCGUCCUGA